Chlamydomonas reinhardtii is the source of this 3997-nucleotide messenger RNA. RefSeq lists its product as uncharacterized. The record is from RefSeq and is a predicted model, not a curated record. The transcript has 5 exons. Bases 74 to 1330 code for a protein of 418 amino acids. Lineage: Eukaryota; Viridiplantae; Chlorophyta; Chlorophyceae; Chlamydomonadales; Chlamydomonadaceae.
GCGAAAUCGGCCGCAGAGCUCACAGUGUCCUUACACACUUUGACGCCCGGCUACUGCCCUACCACGACGGAAAAUGAGGGCGGCUUUGUCCCUGACUCGCCGAGUCUCAGCCCGCGGCGCAAGCGCUACCGCGCUGUCACCGCGUAGCUCUGCGGAGUCUUCAGAGCUAUCGGAGGCAUGCAACGCUGCCCUGCAAGCGCAGGAGCGCGCGUUCAGCUCAGGCGGCAUGCUCCGCAUGCGCGCGAGCUCAAGUCCCUGGACGCUGCAGCAUGAGCGCCAGUCGACCGCAGCCCUGGCCUCAUCGUCAAGCUCGCUUGCGGCAGCUGCUGCAUGGCAGGCCAGCGUCCUGCAGUCCGAGUCGACGCUGGUCGAAGACUGGCUGGCAGCUAUGCACCAGGUGGAUGCGGAGGCUCGCAACAUGUGCUCUGGCCUUCUGUCCAGGAAUCCGACACUGCUCUACCGCGACGCUGUUCGCACGACCGGUGUGGUGCAGGCCCUCGUGGAGGCGACGCGCCAGCGCCACCUGCUGCGCCCCUACCACAUGCAGGACGCGCACGUCCUUGCGCUAGUGGACAGGUACACGCCCGAGAGCCUGCGCGCGCGGCUGGCCGAGCUGCACCGGCUGGUGUGGCAGAAGCUGGACGACAGCAACACGCCGGCGCUGUUCGCGGCGCGCACCUCGCUGGACAUGCUGGACCUGGACGCCAAGGCGCUCGCGCUCAAGGCACAGGCGCUGCGCGCGCUGAUCCCCGAGUUCCUGCCCUCCACCGUGCUGCGCGCCUGCCCGGAGCUGCUGGACGUGCAGGUGGACGACCUGCCACACCAUGUGCGCCGCGCCGGCGACGUGGUGGUGGUGGGCGCCCACACCCAGGCCGAGCUGGUGGCGCCCAACAACGUCGUCAUCGUGCGCAGCAAGGUGCUGGAGCAGCAGCAGCCGUCCGCGACUGGCGCCUCCGGCGCCGGCACGCUGGCUUCGCCCGGCAGCAGCCCACCGGUGCCGGUGUCGCCGUUUGCGGCGGCUGCGGCCGCCGCCGGGGCCUCCAGCGGCAUGGCUGCCGGCCGGCUGCUGCGCACCGCCCGCUGCGGCGCGCAGGCGCUGCUGCGCGACUCGGCGCCGGCCUCCGGCGCGGGCGCCAUGAUGUCGCGCGAGGUGACCAAGGUGUUUUGCAACACGCGACAGCUGGUGUACGCGGCGGGCGACCAGGUGGAGGUGCGGGUGGAGGACCCGCACAAGGCGCAGGAGGACCUGAGCGCCGCCUGCCGCAUGGCGGUGCUGCAGCGCCUGUCGCUCGCCGGCCAGGCCUCCACCGGCCACGUCCGCGUCGCGUAAAAGGAGGCGAGAGCCCUGCUCAACGGCUACUCCUACAUGGGCCAAGUGUGCAGUGUUCGGCCUGUACCAGGCGGCAUCAUUCGCGGCGUGCCAAGAGCUUGCAGUUCCCAGGCGCACGAGGGCCCUGGUUGUACUUCGCUGCACAUACGGUAACAUCGGUGUGUGUACGCUGCGCCCGCGACUGUACCGCGGUCGGACUCCGGUACGCGGCGGUUCGUGGUGCGCUUGUAGUCUAAGUUCCAGCAACACCAUCGCUGGAGGUGACAGACGGUAAACCGUUCUUGACCCAAAGCGGCGGACGAUCUCGGGCGCCGCGUGUAUUUUGAGCGUGCCCCUUUCCCGAGAACAUAGGGGUUUCGUGGCCAUGUUCAUGGCUUUUUUGCACACAAACGCCUAAAAAACAUAGCGGUUGAGCCUUUUUAGGGUUGCGCGGUGCACGGCAUUCUACAAUCCCAGAAUGCAUGGUUGUUCGUUGGUUGAUAGCAGGUGACGCGGCUAUACUGUUAUGCGCGUCUGACCCAGAUCCCGGCAAGCCCACGCGCUCCGCUUUGGUGAUGUCGCUGUCAGUUUGACAGAGGAGACGCAGUUGCGCAAGGAUCAUGGGUGAAAACCCAGUUGUGGUACUUUUGAAUAGGUAUCGUUGCUAUGAAUUUUGAAGAUGUUCGUGCGCGUUGCAAUGGCGAGGCACGCAUGCAGAGCUAGCUCGGAAUUGAGACUGAGAAGAUCUAGAGAUGAAGCAGCAGCAGAGCAUUAAAACCCUCGUCAAGCCUCGGCGGCGGUUUCGUUCUUUCCCAGGGCUCUCGCACAGCCCGGCAUGCAGACUCGCCCCCUUGGCCGAGAUGAGGGCGAAGAGGAUGGAGAGGGACUGAGGUUGCAGUGCGAAAAGGGUAGCGCGGUUUGCGGUUUUCUGGGUUGACAGGAAUUCACACAUGAUGUGUGCAUAUGCCGCUGCUACCGGCCUGCGGCGCUGCCCGGCGAUUCAGUGUGUGGCAAGGGAUGCGAUCCGGGCCGUGAGGCAAGCGGAGUCCUGGGGCCAGCAGUACAUACCGAAUGGUGUGGGUGUUGUGUCCAAAAGUGUUGCUGGCACGUGGCACGAACGGUUGCCAUCGCCGCUUAGUGUUGAAUUCAAAGUGCGUGUGUGCUUGUGUGGACGACCCCAAAGAAGAGUGCCGAGAGGGACCGCGCAAGCGCGGAGCCCCGGCUGCUAGCCGCUGCUGACUGAAAGGUCACUGACGGGGUGCAAGUUGGAGCAUGGCAUGGCACUGAGCACGUCUGACUGCUGAUGCGCAUGCCGUGUGAGGUGGGCUGGGACUGAGGAGGUGCCCGGCCAAUGUUCCGGCGGUAAGGAGUUGCAGUUGAGGCCCCCGGUUGCUUUGUGCUGGCUGCUAAUUUCCAAGGCUAUGCAGGCCGGUGAAAGCCAAUAAUGAAACAAAGGUGCCUCAGGGCAUACGCAGUACGCCCAGUCGGUUUGCGUUGUGCUGUGUGUUGUUGACGUACAUACGAAGUAUGGAGUGUGGCCCGUUGCCCUGCACGGACACCUUUUUGCUGACAAAUACAUGAUAGUUACUGAGGUUGGGUUGGUUAUGGAUGCGUGUGUGCAGUGCCCGUUGCAACGGCACACACCCGCAAAGGGCACGACAAAGGGUGGCGGCCGCGAACCAGGCUUAGCCAGGGGUUCCGGGAUUUCCGAUACUUUCAUUUGGGUGCACGGCCCCCGCGCUUUCUGCCGCGGCCAGCGGCGGGGCGAUGCGGAGUCACGGCGCAUGGCAGCAGGCCUGCACUUGCACAACAGCCUAUAAGUCUGUGCAAUCUGUGCAUGUGUUCGUAAGUUGCUUUAUGCGAGUGCACGGCACGGGCGCGACAAGCGCAGUGGGCUAGAACAAAAGGUGGCCAGCCCCCCCACGCGUACAGUGGGGAGGCAAAUGCGUGAUGGCUGAUUUAGGGUACUGCAGAGCCCUUUUUGUUGUUUGUAGGAAAAGGAGACGGGGAAUUGCCAGCGAUUCUGAAAGACAGGUGGUGGCGCUGCGGAGAGGUGUACAACAUGUUACAAGGUGGGGACGCAGCACCAAAAAAAUGUCGUUACGCGUGCAGUUCGUGGAGGCACACCUGUGUGGUUUUGUACAACAAUACAUCCUUGGUGCUUGGUGAGGGUGGCAUCGGUCUCCACAAAGCCGCAUGUCAAGCCAAAACGGUUUGGGUUUGUCGAUGAUCAUGUUGGUCAAGAGUUACGGUAGUACUCUAGUAGAAAGGCUCGGUGGUAGCCUAGGAGCGGUGCUGGCUGAUUCCCGCGGCGCCUCGCGCGUUGGGACGGCACACCGGCUCCAAUUACGUGUUACAUGUGUUUGUUGGCUGCAUUUGGGUGUGUCUGGAGGCCUGUGCCUCGCUGGCAGGCGACGCAUGGCAGACGGCAAUUUUUCCUUUUGGAAACGGCGCACGGCGUGUGAAAUGAGGAGGCAGUCAACUGGUCACCUCCCCCACGCGGCCAACAAUAAAUCAGGUUUUGCUGGCGUGCACGCACAACACUAAUAAAGGACCCUGAAUGUGCAUGCCUUUGAAGGCGGUGACCCCCACCCGGUGCAUCGGAGGGCAGCACGCGCAAACCUAAAAAAAUCAUUCAUAAUGGUUGGGCCACGCUGCACGACGCACACGCUGUAACCCCAUAUCUUC